GGCUAAAUAAACUGGACAAUUUCAUCAUUCAAAGGAUCUUCCUGCUGCUCUGAUUCUGAUGUGGACUUGUUGGGUGAUGAGAUUGAUGGCAGCCCUGUCUACAAAUAUGUUGACAGUCAACAUGUUACUGAGUGUCUUCUUUCUUCCAGGUGCUUUGCCUGCUUGUCCUGAAGAUUCAGACCUCUUCAUCACUGCACCGCGGAACAUGAAAGCACUGAGUGGAUCUUGUUUGCAAAUCCCGUGUAACUUUAGAGCUAGAGUAGCAAGAGAAUUUGAUGGAAGCAGAACAACCUUCGGAGCGUGGAUUAAAAGUAACCACAGAUUUUGGGACAGUCCAAACAAUGAGAUUUUCAACAGUCGUCUGACGGUUAACACAUAUCCAAUGAAAAUUACUGGAAACUUGAAAGAGAAAAACUGCACCACUCUAUUUUCCAAAUUAAUCAAAACAUAUACAGACAAAUACUUCUUCAGAAUUGUGAAUGAGCCAUUUAUGACAACAGCUAUUUGUGAUCCUCUUCAAAUAACAGUCACAGAUUCUCCUCCGAGCCCCACAAUUGAAAUCUCAGGUGAGCUGAAGGAGAAGGAGUCUGUCACUAUAACCUGCUCAGCUUUCACUCCCUGUCCACACUCCCCUCCUAAACUCACCUGGAAUCUCCAACAAGACGCUCACAACAAAAUAGAGGAGAACACAGAUCAAACCUUUACCACUAAAAUCCAGAAGACCAUCACUCUGUCUGACAAGCAGGAUGGAUACACCAUCACCUGUUCUUCCAUCUACUCUGUGAAUGAAGGACAAAAUGUUAAGUCAGCAGAGGAAAAACAGUCUCUCAAUGUUUCAUAUGCUCCUAAAGACACCUCAGCAAUGAUCAGUCCAUCAGGUUUGGUGUCACCAGGUAGCUGGGUGAACCUGACCUGCUCCAGCAGAGCCAAGCCUGCCGCCAACUUCACCUGGUUCAAGAUCAACAAAGAUGGACUCAUGAAAGUAUCUGAAGGAGACUUCUACAGCUUCAAUGUGACAGAUUUACUAGAAGUUUAUUACUGUUUGGCCACAAAUGAUGUUGGUCAUCAGAUGUCAUCAGAGAUCCAUCUGACUAUUAAAGAUUCUCCUCCGAGCCCCACAGUUGAAAUCUCAGGUGAGCUGAAGGAGAAGGAGUCUGUCACUAUAACCUGCUCAGCUUUCACUCCCUGUCCACACUCCCCUCCUAAACUCACCUGGAAUCUCCAACAAGACGCUCACAACAAAAUAGAGGAGAACACAAAUCCAACCUUUACCACUAAAAUCCAGAAGACCAUCACUCUGUCUGACAAGCAGGACGGAUACACCAUCACCUGUUCUUCCAUCUACUCUGUGAAUGAAGGACACAAUGUUAAGUCAGCAGAGGGAAAAGUGACUCUCAAUGUUUCAUAUGCUCCUAAAGACACCUCAGCAAUGAUCAGUCCAUCAGGUUUGGUGUCACCAGGUAGCUGGGUGAACCUGACCUGCUCCAGCAGAGCCAAGCCUGCCGCCAACUUCACCUGGUUCAAGAUCAACAAAGAUGAACUCAUGAAAGUAUCUGAAGGAGACUUUUACAGCUUCAUUGUGACAGAUUUACUGGAAGUUUAUUACUGUUUGGCCACAAAUGAUGUUGGUAAUCAAACGUCAUCAGAGAUGAAUCUGACUAUUAAAGUAAAACCAAAGUCGGCGGAUCUUGGAGGAAUGGUUGGGAUCAUCGUACUCAUCUUCCUGGUUGUCAGUGUGUGCACUAUCAUGUUUGUCAAGUGGUUUAAGUCGACACAUCCACAACAGACUGAGAGUCAAACAGGUGAAGACGAGCUAGCUAAAACAGAAGAAGAAGGGAUCCAUUAUGGAGAGAUCAACUUCUCCAAGCAGAGACCUGGACAGUCCUCUGACUCAGUGCAGGCCAGCAGAGAGCAGCAGGAUAUUGUGUAUGAACAGGUCAAAGUGUCCGAGCCAACAAACACAUUCACACAGACUGCUGACGGCCCAGAGGAGCUGUAUGCUCAAGUGAAGAACAAAUGAGAGUUGUUUUGUUGUUUAAAGACAGAUUACACUUAGAUGCAAUUUACAUUAAACAUCACUUUAUUUAUUUAUUCAUUCAUGCAUUCAUACAGGUUAUUUUAUGUCAGGAACAGAUACUGAAGCGUUGAUAGAAAACCUUCACUCUUCACAGUUCAAUGAAGAGAAGUUCAAAACUUACUCAUCCUGCAACUUUUUUCAUUUCUGUUAUCAAUAUGUUCAGUUACAUGUGUGCUGACAUAGCAUAGCUGUUUUAUUAUUAGUCAUGUAUAUUUCAGAUAUGGACCAAAGCUCCAAAUAGGGAACAAGUCUAAAAAAAUGCAGUGAGCGUGACACCAGAAGCAGUUCAGCACACACAGCAGCAGCGUAGCACAAGAUUAGAUUGAAACAUAAGUUGUUUCUGUGUCAUUUUGUUUUGUGAUAUUUUAAUAAGGCAAAAAUUAUUCUGUACACUUUUUGCUGGAUGUGUUUUGUUUUUAACCUCUCCUCUCUAUUUUACCUUGUGUUAUUUAUAUGAAGAAAACAAUUUUAGUGUUUUAUUCCUUUUUACUGCUACCUUUUGUUUAACCUUUUAAUUCACAUUUGGACCCCUCUGUUUCUCUGGACCACAGAGCUGACCACCUGAUGAGAUCACUUGUUUGUAACAAGGUGUGAAGUAUUUUAGGAAACAAUGAUCCUCUCUGCUCUGUCCAUGUGCACUUUAACAAUCACUUUUUUCAUGCUCUUAAAACUAAAUGUUGUAUACUUAAAAGACUUUUUUUUUUUUUUAAAUAAAUCCUUCUACAUGAUAUAUAUUGUAUAACUAUUCUCAUUAUGCAUUUAUUUGUAUUUUGAUUAGUUUACAUUAAAGAUGACAAAACAGUUUUUUUUCUGAAUAAAAACAUUUAUUCAACCACCUC
Scomber scombrus (Atlantic mackerel) is the source of this 2916-nucleotide messenger RNA. RefSeq names its product vascular cell adhesion protein 1-like. The transcript has 10 exons. The record is from RefSeq and is a predicted model, not a curated record. Bases 59 to 2020 code for a protein of 653 amino acids. NCBI's taxonomy places the organism in Eukaryota, Metazoa, Chordata, Actinopteri, Scombriformes, Scombridae.